Lepus europaeus (European hare) is the source of this 2810-nucleotide messenger RNA. It is a transcript of the gene WHAMM, whose product is annotated as WASP homolog associated with actin, golgi membranes and microtubules. NCBI's taxonomy places the organism in Eukaryota, Metazoa, Chordata, Mammalia, Lagomorpha, Leporidae. The record is from RefSeq and is a predicted model, not a curated record. The coding region runs from base 43 to 2448 and encodes 801 amino acids. The transcript has 10 exons. Gene Ontology annotation, biological process: endoplasmic reticulum to Golgi vesicle-mediated transport; Arp2/3 complex-mediated actin nucleation. Gene Ontology annotation, molecular function: Arp2/3 complex binding; actin binding. Gene Ontology annotation, cellular component: cytoplasm; endoplasmic reticulum-Golgi intermediate compartment membrane.
GCCGGGGCGAGCGGGGCCCUCGGGGCGCUAGCCGCGGCGGCCAUGGAGGACGAGCAGCCCGACAGCCUGGAGGGCUGGGUGCCGCUCCGCGAGGACCUCUUCGCCGGGCCCGAGCGGCACCAGCUGCGCUUCCUCGUGGCCUGGAACGACGCGGAGGCCAAGUUCGCGGUGACCUGUCACGACCGCACGGCGCAGCGGCGGCGGCGGCGGCCUGAGGCGCCUGAGGCCCAGCCGGAGCCCAGCUGGGCCGGCCUGCUGUCGGCCGCCGCGCUCCGCGGCGCGCACCGGCAGCUGGCGGCGCUGUGGCCGCCGCUGGAGCGCUGCUUGCCGCGGCUGCCGCCGGAGCUGGACGCGGGCGGCGCGGCCUGGGGCCUGUGGGCGCUGGUGUGGCCGGCGCGGGCCGCGGGCCCCGGCGACGCGGCGCUGCAGGAGCUGUGCGGGCGGCUGGAGCGCUACCUGAGCGCGGCGGCCGACGGCUGCGGCGGCGCCACGGUGCGCGACGCGCUCUUCCCCGCGCAGGGCGGCGCGGCCGACUGCGAGGGCCCGCGCGAGUUCCGGGAGCGGGCCCUGCGCGCGCGGUGGGCCGGCGCGGGCGCGCGGCUGCGCCAGAUCCUUCAAGGACAUGGAGAAGCCAACACCAUGGUGGCGUUAAUGAAAGUUUACCAAGAGGAAGAUGAAGCGUACCAGGAGUUAGUUACUGUGGCAACCACGUUCUUCCAGUAUUUGCUGCAGCCAUUUAGAGACAUGCGAGAAGUUGCAACGUCAUGUAAGCUUGGUAUUUUGAAGUCCCUGAAUGAGGAUGACCUGGGUCCUAAAAGGAUAGCUGCCCUGCAGAAGGAAGCCAAGGAAUGGGCCAGGCAGGCCAAAGAUGCUGUUGUCUCCAUUCAAGAUAUCACGGUGAAUUAUUUCAAGGAAACAGUAGCAGCAUUAGCAGGAAUGCAGAGACAAAUGGAACAGGACAGGAAGAGAUUUGGCCAGGCUGCCUGGGCCACAGCAGCUCCCAGAUUAGAAAAACUCAAGCUAAUGCUGGCCCGAGAGACUCUGCAACUCAUGAGAGCCAAAGAACUGUGCUUAAAUCAGCAAAGAGCCGAAAUUCGGGGAAAGAUGGAAGACCUUCCAGAACAAGAAAAAAAUAUAGAUGUUGUAGAUGAAUUAGAAAUACAGUAUUAUGAAAUUCAAUUAGAACUGUAUGAGGUUAAAUUUGAGAUACUGAAAAAUGAAGAAAUACUGCUCACUACACAGCUGGACUCUAUUAAAAGACUUAUAAAAGAGAAACAGAAUGAAGUUGUUUAUUAUGAUCCCUGUGAAAAUCCGGAGGACUUGGAAGCCAUCGACCAAGCUGGGGCGCUGCAGGACGAGAGGCAUCUGGAGGUGUGCGAGCUCAGCAGGCAGCGCCGGCAGCUGGAGUCCCGGCGGGGCAGCAUCUGCGCCAGAAGAGCCCGGCUCAGGAACCGCAAGGAUCAAUGCCAGGAAAAUCAUCGGCUCCGAUUGCAACAGGCUGAAGAAAGCAGGAGAUACGUCCAUCAGCAUCACGGUAUUCAGAGGAAAAGAGACAAGAUGAAAGAAGAGGAGCAAAAGAACAAAGAGUGGAUAAAUCAAGAACGCCAAAAAACGCUCCAGCGACUGAGAGCAUUUAAAGAGAAACGUCCAGCUCGGCCUGCACCAAGAACCUCUUGCUCUGAGCCUGGGGCUCCAAACCCGUCCCCUGGCCUCUCCCCACAGACGCCCUCACCUGCCGUGUCAUCGUCCCCACGGGAACCCAGAAGCACUCUCUCACCCCCAGGCGCUCCUGUGAAGCCCCCCCAGCAUCAAGACUGUGUGGGAAACGGCCCUGCCCGGGUUUGUGUGACAGGUGGUGACCAAACACGCUCCACAUCCAGUGAGGACUUGUCCCUGCCGCCGCCUCAACACCCUCCCCCUUCUCUUCCCCCACCCCCACCGCCACCCCCACCACCUCCACCACCGCCGCCGCCGCUCCCUGCUCUGCCGACUUGGUCUCAAGCUCAUCCAAAUUCACACUUCAGGACCACAGUCCAGGAUGACCAGCCACUGCCUCUAGUGUGUGAGCCACCUGCCCAGAGGCCACGUGAUUCCUGGGAGAGCCACCAGGGCCCAGGCUCUAUGGACGAAGUGCUGGCCUCCCUAAGGCGCGGCAAGACCCCGCUCCGGAGCGUGGAUGUGCCCGCUGGGCCCCCGCCCCCGCCCCGCGCCGCGGUCAACGAGCACAUUCUGGCCGCCAUAAGGCAGGGGGUCAAACUGAAGAAAGUGCACCGGGAGUCAAGCCCCAGCCCCGGCCAGAAACCCACCAGCGACCUGGAGAGGAGCAUCAAGGCCGCCCUGCAGAGAAUCAAGAGGGUGGCCGCCGACUCCGAGGACGAGCUGGAGUCCGGGGAGGAGGGGGAGGCGACGGCGGCCACUGAGCAGAGCCAGAGCGAGUGGGACCAGUAAGCCCCGGGCCACACUGGAUGGAGGCAGCCUGGCCAUGCAACACGCUGCUGCAGGGGGCAGGGGAGCCGAGGUGUGGCGACCGCCCCACACUGGCCCAUGGUGGGUAGAAACCCAGGGCGAGUGUGCCGGCCAGGGGAGUCAGACGCAGUCUUCCCUUGGGGAAACCCAGCAGCAGUCCCCGAAUCCCAGGGCAUCCCCGUCAGCCUGCGAGCAGGGGGAACAGCGGACUAUCACAGAACGGUUUGAGUGUGCACGCCCCAAGUCUUAGCAAUAAUCAGAAUCCACUGCUCCUGUUCAGGGGCAACUUUAAAUAUUUAAAUAGAAUUUAUUUUAUGUAUCGAACACCAUGUCAACUCAUAAUA